UGAAGUUGAACCGCAGCACCCAGACCGAGGGGACAAGCUCCGCCAGAUUUCCCAUUCUUUGAGUACGUGGCCUUCGAGGAACACCACGAUCGCGACUCCGUAGCGGGAAAAGGAUCAACGUAACGAGCAAAAACGGGGAACCGACGAUAAAAAUCGAGAGAACUGCAAACCUGUUCGCCGGUGUUCCUUAUCCACCCCCACUCGACGAGUUGUUUUAGAUAAGCACCGCCAAGAAUAUAUACUUCUUCGUAGAUCGUGGAGAGAAAUUGUGCAUUCCAGACGUAACCGUCUCGUCCUGCAUCGCUUCAUCGUCGAAUCAGUGUCGACUUCAAUAAAAAAUACAAAAACAAAAUGUUACCCCAACGAUCGAUGGCGAUUCUCGCCCUCGCGUUCGUCACCGUGGUCAACUGUGAUCUGGAUUUGCAAAUGUUGCAUGUGGUAUUUCGACAUGGUGAGAAAGUGCCACAGAAGGAAUAUCAGAAUUAUCCCAACGAUCCCUACAAGGACUAUUCGUACCACCCAAUGGGCGAUGGAGACUUGACCAACCAAGGUAAGCUGCGUGAAUACAGGAUCGGCACAAUGCUCCGUGAACGUUACGAUCGGUAUUUCGGGCCGGAUUAUUGGCCAGAGAAGAUCUAUGCUCAAUCAACGGAAGUUUCGAGGACUCAGUUGUCUCUCCAGCUAGUUUUGGCCGGAUUAUUCCCGCCCUCCGAGAAGCAAACUUGGAAUCCUCAUCUACCGUGGAUUCCAACGGCGACGUUCUUCGUACCCCACGAAGCUGACAAUCUCAUGUUCCCGCAUCACUGUCCCAGGUAUGUGGAAGAAUAUAAGAGGUUCCUUCGACAGCCGAUCGCACUGGAUUUAAUGUCCAAGUACAAAAAAGUAUUUACUUACUUAACCCAGCACAGUGGGAAAGUAAUAAACACGACAGCUGCGGUGACUUAUCUAUACAACUUGUUCAAAGAAGAGGCCGCCCAGAAUUUGACUCUUCCAAAAUGGACGGAGUCCGUCUAUCCCACGCCUAUGAAAGAAUUACUCGCUUUGGAUUUCAAACUCAGAUCGUACACGAGAACGUUGAAACGUUUGAACGGAGGGGUGCUGUUACGUAAAAUGGUGGACGACAUCGAGGCAUACAAAGCGGGAAAACUAAUGCCAUACGAUAGAAAAGCGUUCCUCUUCGCGGGUCACGAAAUGAACGUUGCCGCUGUCGCGAGAGCUUUGGACUUGGAUGAGCCUGUUGUACCUGCAUACGGGUCCACUAUAAUCUUGGAAACUCUCCGCGAUAAGAAAGGCAGUUAUUACGUUCGGGUUUUAUAUUGGAGCGGAGUAUCCGAGCAGCUGAAGAUCGAAACGAUUCCUGGUUGCACGGAACUUUGUCCUUUUGAAGAGUUCCUCAGUAUCGUGGCCAGCGUGAGGCCGAACGACGAUGAAUAUUAUUGCCAACCUGGUCAGACAUUGGAGGAGUCGAAGAAGAAACGCCUUAGAGGAAGAGAGUAUAUUUGCUCCUCGGCGACGAAUCUAGCCCUGGGCAACACUUGGUAUUACCUGCUGACACUUGUCUCUCUUGCAGUUCUUUCUGUGCGCAAUAUCGAUCGUUGACUUUAACGCGUCACCGCGUAUAGCGCAAUGAUAUUGUUAUCGUUUGUAUAUUCGGAUAAAAUCGCG
This is a messenger RNA of Hylaeus anthracinus, 1665 nucleotides long. Its product is annotated as venom acid phosphatase Acph-1-like. The transcript is spliced from 7 exons. Gene Ontology annotation, biological process: dephosphorylation. Gene Ontology annotation, molecular function: phosphatase activity. Bases 352 to 1599 code for a protein of 415 amino acids. Lineage: Eukaryota; Metazoa; Arthropoda; Insecta; Hymenoptera; Colletidae. The record is from RefSeq and is a predicted model, not a curated record.